This is a messenger RNA of Cynocephalus volans (Philippine flying lemur), 516 nucleotides long. RefSeq names its product interleukin 26 (gene IL26). Lineage: Eukaryota; Metazoa; Chordata; Mammalia; Dermoptera; Cynocephalidae. The transcript has 5 exons. Bases 1 to 516 code for a protein of 171 amino acids. The record is from RefSeq and is a predicted model, not a curated record.
AUGCGGGUGAAUUGCAUUUUGAGGUCUGGGUUGCUGUUUGUCACUCUGUCUCUUGCCAUUGCCAAGCACAAGCAAUCUUCUUUGACCAAAAGUUGUAACCCAAGGGGAUCACUGUCCCAAGCCGUCGACACCCUCUAUAUCAAGGCAGCAUGGCUCAAAGCAACAAUUCCAGAAGACCGCAUUAAACAUAUACGAUUAUUAAAAAAGAAAACAAAAAAGCUAUUUAUGAAAAACUGCAGAUUCCAAGAACAGCUUCUGUCCUUCUUCGUGGAAGAUGUUUUUGGUCAACUCCAAUUACAAGUUUACAAGGAAAUACACUUUGUGGAAGAUUUUCAUAGCCUUAGGCAGAAGUUGAGCCGCUGUAUUUCCUGUGCUUCAUCAGCUACAGAGAUGAAAUCCAUUACCAGAAUGAAAAGAACAUUUUAUAGGAUUGGAAACAAAGGAAUCUACAAAGCCAUUAGUGAACUGGACAUUCUUCUUUCCUGGAUUAAAAAAUUUUUGGAAAGCAUUGAGUAA